This is a messenger RNA of Striga hermonthica, 1059 nucleotides long. NCBI's taxonomy places the organism in Eukaryota, Viridiplantae, Streptophyta, Magnoliopsida, Lamiales, Orobanchaceae. The record is from the annotation of a GenBank genome assembly.
AUGCUCGCCGCCAGUCUCCUCGUAGCUCCGCCGAUUUUCCUCCACGCCGGAAAAUGCACGGCCGUUAGGUCAAACGGAAAGCACAAUUUCAGAGUUUCUGCGGCUGAAUUUCCCGCAUUUCUUCCCAAGGAGGUGGAGAGUGUUAAGGAUCCAUUCGCCAGAACGCUCGCCUCAAGAAUCGAGAGGUUGCCUGUCCAUCUAAAUUUGUCCAAGACUUGCCUGAUGAGUAGCUGCGUGAAGCCGAAAACGCAGCUCGAUGCAAGCCCGCUAGUUCUUCUUCACGGUUUUGAUAGCUCGUGUUUAGAAUGGAGAUGUACACUUCCUUUGCUUGAAGAACAUGGGCUAGAAACCUGGGCUAUUGAUGUGCUUGGCUGGGGCUUCUCUGAUUUGGAGAAGCUUCUUCCAUGCAGUGUUGUUUCAAAGCGUGAUCAUCUUUAUCAGUUUUGGAGUUCAUAUAUCAAACGCCCAAUGGUAUUAGUCGGACCUAGUCUUGGGGCAGCCAUUGCCAUUGACUUUGCAGUCACCUAUCCAGAAGCUGUUGAUAAGUUGAUUUUGAUAGAUGCAAGUGUCUAUGCCGAUGGUACCGGGGAGCUUGCUAAGUUACCUAAAUUGCUUGCAUAUGCUGGGGUGUAUCUCUUAAGGAGCUUACCUUUGCGUAUCUAUGCAACAUCACUGGCGUUCAACGGUUUAUUGCCUUGGGAAACCUGCUUGGAUUGGACAAAUAUCGGCCGCCUUCAUUGUUCAUUGCCUUGGUGGGCAGAUGCUACUGUUGAUUUUAUGAUGAGUGGAGGCUAUAGUGUUAGUGCUCAAAUCAAGCAGGUAAAACAGAAAACACUUAUCAUAUGGGGAGAAAACGAUCAAAUUAUUGAUUAUAAGCUUGCAGUCAGACUACAUAGUGAAUUACCGAAUGCAAUUUUGCGGCAAAUACAAGAUUGCGGCCACAUUCCUCAUGUAGAGAAGCCCGAAGCUGUUUCCAAGCUGAUAGCGGAAUUCGUUAAAGCUGAGGAUAAGGUUAUUGCACUGAGAAAAUUGCAAAUGCUAAAUUUUUCGAGCGACUAA